AUGAUAGGGAAUCUUAUGAGUUAGGAAAGCUUUCCAAAUCAAAUAUUAUAAUAAUAAAUUUAAUUAUAGAAUGUCUAUAGAAGUUUUGAUGGAGCAGAUUCAAGAAUUAGAAUGGAUCAUUUUUUUAAAGUGCAAUCAUAGUUUAUCAAAUGCUUAAAUAAUCUUAUACGUCAUUAAAAUAAUAAGAAAAAAUCGAGCAUAUUAGUGUUGCCAUAUUAGGGGACUCAUUUAUAUGUUCACUUUAAAGAUGAAAUAAAUCUUAAAAAAGCAAAAGUGUUCGAAUCCACUGAUAGUACUUUUGGGCAAUUCUCUUUCUUAAAUCCUCAGAUGCCAUUUCUUCCUUUUUCGGCUUACUAAACUAUAGCUCCUCAUUAUUCGUAAGAAUUCGCAAUUUAGAGAAUGAAUCCUAUUAUGCAGAGUUAAGACAGAUUUAUAGGUUAGUCCAAAUAAGUCAACCAAUAAACUAAUCAUUUCAAAGUGAAAGACAAAUUUAUAGUAUUUUCUGGAAAACCAGAAGAAUCACAAUCAAUUCAUUCGGAUGAAUAAGAUGAAGAUGACAAGUAGUCAGAUCACUCAUUCUCAAUCAAAAAAAAGAAGAAAAUCAGUAAGGUAAAUGAUACUAAAAAUAUUACCAAAAACUUUUCGAAGGCCAUCAUCAGUUACAUCACUCAAAACAAAGAUAUCGGGUUGAAGCUAUUGGACCCAAGGGAAUUUGAAGACUUUUUAUAAAUAUUGAAAGAGAAAAAAAACAAGAUGACAAACAUCCAAUAAUUAAGAGAAUUGUGGGUUGAUUGUGAGGAUGAAAAAUUAAAAUCAUUUAAUAAAACAUUUAGAAUUUUCAGUUAAUACUUUUUAAGGUAACAAUCAGUGGCAUACAUCUAUAAUUCUCGAAUCAUGAACACAGGAUGGCACUUAAAAUAUAGAUAUAAUUUGCUUCGAGCACUAAGAGAACCCCAAAACUUCAAAUACAUUAAAGAUAUUUGA
Molecule: messenger RNA, 984 nt
Organism: Paramecium tetraurelia
Lineage: Eukaryota; Ciliophora; Oligohymenophorea; Peniculida; Parameciidae
Exons: 5
Source: RefSeq, a predicted model, not a curated record